AUGGCAGAUCCCAGCACAUACGAUUUCUUCAAGCUCAACGCCCAGCGUCUGAAGCCGGACCCGUCGAGCAACUCUUCAUCCUCCAUCGACCAUCGCUUGUUCUCUUGCCUCUACUGCAACCGUAAGUUCUGCACUUCGCAGGCACUCGGCGGCCACCAGAACGCGCACAAGCGGGAGAGGGCCGCCACCAGGAGAUCACUCACGGCCGCCGGCGGAUUCCCCUGCCAUCCGUCCGCCGCCGCCUUCGAGAUCGACGGGCCGACGCCGCCCUACUCGUACUGGCUCCAGCCUCCGCUGGACGGCGGAUCUGGUACCGCUCCUAUGGCCGGCGUUUUCGGCGGCGGCCGCCCGGUUUCGGAGCAGUUCCGGGACGAGGCGCCGGAGCAUGUGAACCUGGAUCUCACGCUCCGGUUGUGA
Molecule: messenger RNA, 417 nt
Organism: Striga asiatica
Lineage: Eukaryota; Viridiplantae; Streptophyta; Magnoliopsida; Lamiales; Orobanchaceae
Source: the annotation of a GenBank genome assembly